Pomacea canaliculata is the source of this 4948-nucleotide messenger RNA. RefSeq lists its product as uncharacterized. The transcript has 7 exons. Bases 2160 to 4337 code for a protein of 725 amino acids. The record is from RefSeq and is a predicted model, not a curated record. Lineage: Eukaryota; Metazoa; Mollusca; Gastropoda; Architaenioglossa; Ampullariidae.
CCAGAUGUGACUAAUGUAAAGCCUGUGUCAUGGUGAAGGAAGCUAAAGCCCAGCUUUGUAGUGGAGGUUGUACUGAGCAGUGUGAUAACAUCUUAGACCGUUGUUCCGCUUCAAGUUCCGGAUAACCUCGAACUGACUUCCUUCACCGACGUUUCUCGAAACCUGUAGUGAGGAGAACAGAGACAUGUCAACAGUAAAUACUAAGCACACACCACUCGAGAGAAGCGCUCCACGGUGUUGAGUACUGACAAAGUCUUGAGGAGGGCGGUAGUAAGGAGGCUGGAAAUAGUUCCGCUUUCAUACGCGGUCUUCAUCUUUCCGUCAUCAUCACUUUCUGUGCUUUUCUGUGUAAACCUCGUCGCAUGAGUUCAAAGCAAAACUAAAUGAGCUUUGUGUACAACAGAGGACUUUAGAACGUAUACUGUGCUCCACUUGACCUCUCCCCUAUUGUAAGUUCAAGUGUUAAGCGGUGGAUACUUCCCUCACUAACGAGAAUUGACAUUAUUAAUUUCUCGUAACAGUUGUUGUACCGGUCUCACGUAGACAAUAUAGACAACAAAGUUAACGGAUAUCUUGGACAAGAAUCGGCCGGCAGUUUAGUUACUCCAAUAUGGAUUACUCCAGGUACACCAGGCAGCAAGCUUGUGAAGGACAUAGUCAUCCUCAUGUUUGUGAUCCACGUACAGUGAACACCACGAGUGAACACUACUAAUGGAGUACAACUGGACAACUAUUCAAGCUUUAAUAGACUCUAGGAUUUGAUGUGACAGUCGAUGACUCAGCUGUUGUUCUUUGGUGCCACGGAAAAGACCUCAACACUGCGCGCGCGUGUGUUUGUGUGUUUAUGUAUGUGUGUGCGCAGUGGGGUUACCGAGCUGCUGGUCAUCACCAUGGAGACCUUAGCGGUGAUAAUAGUGGAGGUGUUUGGGGAGAUGACAGCCAUGUUUGUACUGAGUGGCUACUUUAAAGUAUCUUGCGGUCAACCAUUUGUGACGUCAGAUUUUCUCGCUGCAUGCACGAACUAAUAUCCCCGGAUUGCUUGCAGACGAGGCAUUAGACGACAUAGCUUCCGGUUUAGUCACAUUAUUUGUUAUGGCUCGCCGAGACUAACAGCGGAUCACUUGGCAAGAGGCCAAGUGUGAGUCGGCGUACAGACAUCAGUCCACCAAUACACGUCCAUGCUGCGUAUGAGGACGUCACGUGACUGUGAGACAUUUGACACAAACGCAUCGCAUUUCUUUAUUCCGUGAACACGUGUGUUGCUGACUAACGUGAUACGGGACUACACAGGCCACAACUCAAACAGGAAGGUUUAUCUGACAAGAACCCUCCGCUUUCCGCCCCUGAAGUGUGUUGUUUGUCCACCUAUCUUACCUUUUGACGAGAGACUGAUUGUAGGAGGACGGUAGCGUCCUGCCUGUGUCCUGCGGUGAAGGGAAGAAAUGUUACUUGAGAGUGACGUGGCUAAAACACAUUGAUUAAGACAGGAGAGAAGUUAUAUACGUAUCGCACGAUGCCUGCCUGGCAGGCUUAUUACGGUUAACAUAUUUCUUAAUUAAUUUUCUUUGCUGACUGAGCGGAAAUUUUUAAUUGAAAGUAACCAUGGAAUAGUUCGUGAAAAUGAGAAAGUUUUUUUUUUUAUUUUCACGUGUUGAACAUAAAGGAGAGCUCUGCUGUGAAAAAACAUUUGAAGUGAUGCGCAGCUCUACAGCGAGACUUGUACACAGUCUCCUCCACAAAGCCAGGGGAGGGAACUGCGUUGAUGUGAAGCAGUUACGUACCUUGGAAACAGGUUGAGACCUUAGUGAGGUAGAUGUGCUCUCACAGGCUUCUUCCAAAUGGCGUUUAAGGGUCCGGAAUAUUGUAUUCAAGUUUUUACCGAACUAGUACCACGCUUGUAAUUUUAAACAUUUCUUACAAGUGAGUGUCUGCCUUCCUGACAACAGUGUUUACAGCAGUGUUCACAGUGUUUACAGCAGUGCGGGUAGCUUUACCCUCUAAAUACCCGUCACAGCCGAGUCUUUGUUGGCUGCCACUGACUUGUUCGUUCCUCCUGAUGACGCUUCAGCUGAUGUCCGUAAAGCAAGUGAACACAAACAGGUGGGAUUUUCAGGAAAGAAUCAGAAUACAGACUUGCUUCAGGGAGACAACUCUCAACCAUGUCCGAUCACCUGCCGUCUGCCUCACAAGAGGCCCAGACAUUCUGGCUCCAGUGGGUUGAGGCCGCGUUUCCUGACCUCGAGUCACGCGCCUACUUCCUGCCUCCUGUCUACUUCAACCGCGUGCCGAUGUCCAGACAGUUGAUUGCUGAUCAAAAUGUUCUGGUCCUUCAGUCAGCACCUGGACAGGCUGGUCAGUGUAGCAGUCCAACAACGGUUUCCUAUCCUCCUUCCCCAGAAGAAGGUCCUCAGCCAGCCCUUGUCCAGGACAGUGAUGUCAGAAACGAUGCAGCCAUGCAGCGGCUACUCGUCUGUCUUCAACACUUGUUCGAGCUAAUGUCUGACCAGAACAAAGAAGUGUUGGUGACACUGAGUCAGCUGCAGUUCGGACAGUACCUGGGGGAACCUUCUUACGCUGCGGCGGCCGCCCAGCUGCCUCGUCCCGCCAACAUUUCUCCAUCUCUACCUCGGGAGUGGAAGAGGGGAGACUUCGAUGUGCUUCUUAUUCACCGACAAUAUGGUCUUGUAAUCUGUGAGGUGAAGGCUUCAGGGGACAACGUAGAGGCACUAAGUAUGUCACAGGAGGACAUAAAUCAUAUUAUCAGAAACAAACUAAGAGAAGCUAUAUUGCAGCUAAACAAGGCGGAGGCCAUGUUGUCUCACCUGGUGUCUGACAUCGCCCUCGGAUUGCGCAUCACUAAGACCAUCGCACUCCCUAACCUUACGGCUCAUCAGGUGCAACAAGCUGUAUCUGGUGACACUCAGCUGAGUCAGGACCUGUGUCUGUGUCUGGGAACACCUGACCCCGCUGCCAUCACUAGUCUGUGUCUGUGCUGUGACCAGCUGUCUGACCCCAAGACCCCCUGGGACGUCAGUGACAACGUGGGGAGACAACUGAAGACCUGGUGGCAGCGACGUGUGGCUGGGGCUGGGCCUGACAGUCACAUGACUGAUGACGUGUACAAAACCCUGGUAGCCAGAUUCUGCGGUCCGGCGACAACAGUGAGUGUGCCAUGCACAUGUCCUCCACGUGUGAGUGUCAAGACCCUGGGUCAGGCCGUCUCCCACACAGGAGAGUGCUAUACUGCUGAGAUAACUUUGUUCCCAGAGCAAGUGAACUUGCUGAGCGAUGCUCCUCCCAGACUCUAUCUCACUGGACCACCUGGCACAGGUAAAACUGUGGUGCUGCUGCUGAUGGCUGCACUGUGGCUACAGUCUGGUAGCGAUGUGUACAUUGUGAGUACUUGUACUGAGAGUCAUACAGUGUGCAACAUGUUGUACCACCAGCUGCUCCACACAAUACACAAGCAGAAUGAUACAACAGUGACAUCUGGUCAGCCUCACUUCCUGCAGUAUCAUCUUGAUCAAGGUGAAGAUGUAGAUAAGGCCGUGGACGACUUAUCAAAGGCAGUGAAAGGCGACACGUUGUACGUCAUCGCUGAUGAAGCGGCCAGGCCACACUGGUUUAGUCCGUUGUGUGAUAAACUGCUGAGACAAGUUUCUCGUCUCCAUCUGUGGGCGGCAAGUUGUUUCCAUGGAUACGCACCCACCGGCUGGCCAGUGGAAUAUUUAACCAGACCUCUCCGCUCUCCACCGGCCGUCGUCAGGGAAGUGGUGCAGGACGUGAGGAUGUCUGCACUCGAACCUCGUGUCAAACCAUACACUGAGCGAGGUGUGCCCGACCACACAGACGGCCCGCCAGUCAGGCAACUGUAUCAUCGACCAUGGGAGGGUCACUCAGGUCGAUGGCCAGAGAAUUGUGUUAAGUGUGGUGAUCAGGUGGCCAGCUUGCUACACAGUCUUCGUGUUGGUGUUCAGGAUGACACGACUACCACCUCUACCAGCAGCGGGAGGUCACCACCCGGCCUGCAGUGGCGAGACGUGCUGGUGGUGGUGUGGCGCGGAGACGUCAGUGACAACUCGGGUAUGGUGACGGGGCUGAGAGGAGCUGACAUCCCAGUGCGGGUGAUGAAGGAUGAGGACAUCGAGGACGUGGCCACGGCCCGCAGUGACGUGGUGUGGGUGACGCGUGAAAACCACGUGCGGGGCCUGGAGAGAAAAGUCGUCGUGUGUGUGGAGAGUGUUCCUGACAACUCUUCUCGACUUCACCCCAUGUCCCGCUGUACGUCACAACUGGUCAUCGUCACCCCUGAGGACCCGCCGUCUGAACAGGAAUAGCUUCCACAAAUGUUGUAAUCUGUACUACAUUUAAAUAUGCACUACGACCUGGAGAGAGCGAGAGAGAACGUGUGUGUGUGUUGAAAAUCGAUGUUACCUCCCCUUCGUGCCCUUUGCGUAGCUCUCAAUCUGCUCAUUACACGACGUGUUUUAUCUGCCCCUGUUUUUCCGACCUCAAGGAUGACGAUGUGUGAAGGUAGAGCAGCUGAUAAACAACUGUUUUGUGAGAAGCACACUGAGAUUUAAUGUCUGGUGGUUUGGUGUACAUGACAAUUCAAGGAUGCGAACAAGUGCGUAGCCAGGGCAACUCCAGAGCCGAUGUAUAACUGCUAUAACCAUGAACGUAGAUCCGCUAUCUACGUCCAUACUAUAACUAACUCGUUUGACUAAAGUUAACGAUGUUUUAUGUGAAACUGAUAACAAUGGCAGAACAAGGGAGACAACUACUCUGUACCAAGAGUGAGCUCCCAAGACAGCGGAUAAAAAUUUAUGGAACUAUUUUUGUUAUAAUUAGCAUCCUUGGUGCACUUCUCUGGUUUGGGUUGGUAGCAACUUUAACUAUUUAUUGUUGUGAUGAUCGUUGUUUGUGUUAUUAAAAACUCACCGGCAAA